GCAGGGGGCCGCUGGGGGCUCCUCAAGAUGCUGCCACAGGAGGGGAGGCGGUUCCCUGGGAAGUGAAACCCACAGACCCCACUUUCACCUUCUCCAGGGACAGCCGCCACCACGUUCUGUGCCCUCCCUACGGUGGGCCAGCUCUGCCCCUCUGCCCAUCUCACAGGGCUCCUCAUUGCCCCUACCCCAGCCUGGCCUCUGAGGCUGUCAGCCCUGGUGCUAUUGACUUUCAGAUCCCACCUCCUGGGUCCUCUGAGGGCGGGCAGGGGAGGGGGUGGCCGCGGUGGGUGGGGAAGUGUUGCCGAAAUGCCCCUGCCCCACCCCGGGCUGCGGUCUGACAGUUGACCGGGCGCUUUCCUGUCAGCUGCCGGCGCUAGGUCAGACCCCUCCUUCGAGGCCAGGGGCUGUGGCCAUUGGGAGUUCGUCCCCCAGGACCCCUCCUCCCCCAGAGGGCACGCCAGUCUUGAAGCACUCACGGACCCCUCCCAUGUCGCCCUGUGCGUGCGCCACCCCACCACGCCCCGUCUGACCUUCCCCCAGCAACAUGAGCAGCCCGGAGACCCCCACAGAGCCCCCUGAGCCCGACGACCCCACCUGGUCGACUCAGCCCACGUAUAGCAACCUCGGUGAGAUCCGUGCCCACCUGCUGCCCUCCAAGGCCUGCCGCCCCCGGACCCCUGGGUCCCGCUCCACCGACCCACAGCCCCUGCCCCCACCCCUGCCCAAGAAAAUCCUAACCCGGACCCAGUCACUGCCCAACCGCAGGAUCCCCCAUGCCAGCUCCAUCCAAGUACAGCUGCCUCGGAGGCCCUUUCUGUGGUCCCACAGUGUGGACAAGAGCCAGGCUGAGGUGGGACCAGCUUGUCCCCCUGCAGAGCUGACCUUUGGCCUGACUGAUGCCCCACUGGGCCUGUCCCUCCGCAAUCUGCACAGUCCAGAGGCUGUGCACGCUGCAUUGGCUGCCCGGCAGCUGCAGGGCCUCCGUGCCAUCUAUGCCCGGCUCCAUACCCGGUUCAUGGGGGGCCACCCCGGGCCCUGCCGCCCUGGCCACGGCUUCCGCCUCCUGGACAGCUCGCCCUGCGCAGAGAGUGGGGAUGCCCUGUACUACCGCGUGGUGCGCGUGCAUGACGACGCCUGGCACAUCCUGGUCGCCAAGGUACCCAAGCCCGGGGCGGACGUGCCCCACCCGUGGGGCCUGGAGCUGCAGGCCUCCCUGUCUCCACACUUCAAUCUGCAGGGGUUGUGUGGCGUGGUGCCUGAAGGCACACUGCCCGGGGCGCCCUGGAGAGGCGCGGUGGCGCUGGCAGCAGAGGUGCCGGAGCGCACGGUGGCGCAGUGGCUGAUGGAGGCCUGCACGCAGCCGCCGGAGGAGUUCGUGUGGGCCGUGGCCCUGGUGCUGCUGCAGCUGAGCGCGGCCCUGGAGUUCCUGGAGGCGUGGGGCGCGGCCCUGGUCGAGUUGCGGCCAGAGAACUUGUUGCUGGCGGCACCUCGGGGCUGUGCGGCGACUGGGCACCCGCGCCUACUCCUCGCUGACUUUGGCCGCGUCUGUCUGCAGCCCCCCGGACCCCCGGGCUCCCCGGGCCCCCACGCGCCGCAGCUGGGCAGCCUCCUCCGCGAGAUGCUAGGCCUUGCUGCGCCCUCGACCACGCCUUUGGCCGCGGGCCUGGAGCGCCUGGCAGCACAGUUGACCCGCUUGCAGCCCUCGGCGUCCCGGACGCGGGGCGCGCUGCAGGCGCUGCUCUGGGGACCCGGCCCGGAGAUGCGCGGCCGCGGAGCACCGCUCAGUCCCUGGCUCAGGGCGCUCGGGCCCUGGCUGCGGUUGCGCCGCGGGCUGCUGGUCCUGCGCCUGGCAGAGCGGGCCGCAGGUGGGGAAGCGCCCAGCCUCGAGGACUGGCUGUGUUGCGAAUACCUGGCCGAGGCCACCGAGUCCUCUAUGGGCCAGGCCCUGGCGCUGCUGUGGGACUGAAGCCAACCCAGGGCGAACACACCAGGUCCAGGCCUGCCCAGGAGGCAGGGCUGGGGCUGAGGUCAGCGUCUCUAUGAUAGCCAAGACAACCUCUUCCUGCAGAGUCCAGGGACGCAGCAGAAAGAGCAGCGCCCCCCUCCAGGGUCUCCCCUCUCGUGCUGGCGAUGUGGGUCAAGGGCUUCCCAGGAGUGCAGCUACCCCUCCAGGGCUGGGGGCUGGCCAGCGCCUGCUGUGUGGGCAGCAGCUGUCUGAAGCCAGGGCCCCCAGGCCACUUCCAGGUGUGGACACCCCCGCUGAUGAGUGUCUCUCU
Molecule: messenger RNA, 2276 nt
Organism: Chlorocebus sabaeus (green monkey)
Lineage: Eukaryota; Metazoa; Chordata; Mammalia; Primates; Cercopithecidae
Gene: PEAK3
Product: PEAK family member 3
Biological process (GO): protein phosphorylation
Cellular component (GO): actin cytoskeleton; focal adhesion
Molecular function (GO): protein kinase activity
Source: RefSeq, a predicted model, not a curated record